CAGUGCGCAUCUUCAUUCCCGGCUACAGGAGGAAAGGUGCGCACAAUGUCUGUCCCAUCCUCGGAAACGGUUCUUCCACUCGACUCGUAUCUGAUUUAAGCGAGUUUUCUUGCUUUCGCUACUGGGUUACAGCAUCGGAUUCUGCGCUUUACGACCCGCAGCUGUAGUGAUAUUUAAUUCGGCGCGCAACAACUGAGGAGAAAAGGUGAAUGUAUCGCUAAUAAAGGGCUUUUAGAUACAUCUAAAACGGAGGACUUAUUCUGCCAACGCACUAAUUACAAUCUCCGAUGCCAAUGAAGAUUAUGGAUGUACUGACAGGAAAUCUGUAUGGCAUUAUUAAAUAUUAACUGGUGGAGUUUAAAAGCACUUUUCCUCCUUGUGAAGCUCUUUAAGUUCUCCGAUGAUGGACGGCAGACAAUCGUCAAGGACUUUCACACCUGAUUGUGCAGCUUUUGCCAACACAUGAAGGGAAGAAACAUGUUUUGUCUGAUGAAAUUUCGCCGCUUAUCAGACAGCAGCAGGGCUAUGGGGAUCAGACAUGGGUCAAAAAUCCAACAUCACUCCAAACCCAUAUCUAAAAUAUACUUAAUUUUUAUUUUGCUCCUGCUCAUUUUCACACCGAGAGUGGAUUCAUCGUGGUGGUACAUCGGAGCGCUGGGUGCUCGGGUGAUCUGCGAUAACAUUCCCGGCCUGGUGAAUAAGCAGCGGCAGCUGUGCCAGCGGCACCCGGACCUGAUGCAGUCCAUCGGUGAGGGAGCCAAAGAGUGGAUCAAAGAGUGCCAGCACCAGUUCAGACACCACCGCUGGAACUGCAGCACGCUGGACCGGGACCACACUGUGUUUGGCAGGGUGAUGCUGCGAAGCAGCCGUGAGGCAGCGUUCGUGUACGCCAUCUCGUCAGCAGGAGUGGUCUACGCCAUUACCAGGGCCUGCAGUCAGGGGGAGCUAAAGAUCUGCAACUGUGACGGCCACAAGCGAGGGCAAGCUAGCGAUGACAAGGGCAAAUUUGACUGGGGUGGAUGCAGUGACAACAUCAACUAUGGCAUAAAAUUUGCCAAGGCCUUCGUAGAUGCUCGAGAGAGGAUGGUGAAAGACGCUCGCGCGCUGAUGAACCUGCACAACAACCGGUGCGGUCGGAUGGCAGUAAAGCGCUUUAUGAAGCUGGAGUGCAAGUGUCAUGGGGUCAGUGGCUCCUGUUCUCUGAGGACCUGCUGGCUGGCGAUGUCAGACUUCAGGCGAACUGGAGACUACCUUCGCAAGAAGUACAACACAGCCAUCGAGGUGACCAUGAACCAGGACGGGACGGGCUUUAUGGUUGCUGACAAGGACUUCCAGGGAAGCACCAAGAAUGAGUUAGUGUAUGUCGAGAACUCACCAGAUUACUGUCUCACAGACCGCUCAGCAGGCUCCUUGGGCACAGCAGGCAGAGUGUGCAACAAGUCCUCCAGAGGCACGGACGGCUGUGAGGUCAUGUGCUGUGGGCGGGGCUACGAUACCAUGCGUGUCAAACAUGUCACCAAGUGCGAGUGCAAGUUCAAGUGGUGCUGCGCUGUGGAAUGCAAAGACUGUGAAGACUUGGUGGAUGUUCACACCUGCAAGCCUCACAAGCGACCCGAUUGGCUGGACAUAACCUAACACGGAGACCUGACCAAUCACAAGUCACCACUGACUCAAUAACCUGCGUGCUAAUGACUGCAUUUUGUUAUGGGAUAUAUAAAUGGGAUCUCUUAACUGUAAUACCUCUGGCUUAUUUUUGAUCCUUUGACACUUCCGGAAGCAGAGACUUCACAGACAUUGAUGCUAAACUGGAAAUUAGGCCCAGUUACUGAUCGUGCUGCUUUAAUAAGUGUUUCUGAGAACAAUUUGUUGAGCUUUUUUUUAAGACAAACUUUGAAUCUUUGAUACAAAAUGGCUGAAUGUUGUUUUAUUCUGUUGUAAAUACACCCUUCAGUGUUUCCCCUAGGUU
This is a messenger RNA of Perca fluviatilis (European perch), 1966 nucleotides long. Its product is annotated as protein Wnt-2b-A-like. The record is from RefSeq and is a predicted model, not a curated record. Gene Ontology annotation, biological process: canonical Wnt signaling pathway; cell fate commitment; neuron differentiation. Gene Ontology annotation, cellular component: extracellular region. The coding region runs from base 463 to 1635 and encodes 390 amino acids. NCBI's taxonomy places the organism in Eukaryota, Metazoa, Chordata, Actinopteri, Perciformes, Percidae. Gene Ontology annotation, molecular function: cytokine activity; frizzled binding. The transcript is spliced from 5 exons.